AUGAAACGAGUAUUAUUCGCUUUACUUAUUAUUCUUGCUGUUACAAAGGCUAAUGGUGAUCCUGGCGAUUUUCGUCCUCCAGCAGUACCAUUAAUCGUAUUUAGUCCUCAUAUAUCGGUUUGGUCUUUUUCGGACAAUCUUACCGAUUCUGAUACUGUUCAUUGGAGUGGAUCUCCUUUGGACUUUCAUGGUUUAAUUGAUAUUGAUAAUACUCAAGUAUAUCGUUUUCUUGGUACUUUACCAUCAAAUGUUCCACGUUUGAUUCAAAAGAAAGUUGUUGUUCAACCAUGGCGUACAAUUUAUACAUUUUCUACACCAGAUAAUACAGUAGAACUUGUUUUAGCAUUUAGUCAACCUACGGCAAUUGAAGAUCCAUAUACAUACAUUACAUUUAAUGUUCGUGCAUUAGAUGGAAAAGCUCAUAAUGUUCGCCUUUAUUUUGAUGAAGGUCCAAUGUUAGGUCUUAAUGAUAAAAAUGAAAAAGUUUUUUGGAGUCGAACCGAUGAUAAUGUAACUGUAUUAACAAUGAAUGCUUAUAAUCAAAUUCCAUUUAGUAUACGUGGUGAUGCUACACGAAAUAAUUGGGGUUAUGCACAUUUAAUUGGCCCAAAUAAAACUGUCACAAAUGGUUAUCAAGGUUUUGGUGAUAAUCUUCGUCAAGCAUUUGUUAAUCAUCAAGCAAUGCCAAGUGAUGAUACACGAAAACCACGUCCUGCUCAUGAUCAAUCACCAUCAUCUGCAUUUAUUAUCAACUUAGAUCAAGUUACAUCACAAACAAUUUCAUCCUAUUUAAUAUUUCUUUUUGAUGAUGUUUAUUCAAUGUUAUAUUUUGAAGAAUGGCAACCACCAUGUUGGCGUACUGAACUUAAUAAUGAUCCUAAACAACUUAUACAAGAAGCAAUAUCAUAUUACGAAUCAAAUAUGGCUGAUAUAACAGAUUCAAAUGAAUUAUUAAUAACAUUAUUAACAAAUAUUGGUGGAAGUCAAUAUUCAUUACUUGGAUCACUUGUAACAAGACAAAUAACAGGAGCAUUAACACGAACAUGGUCUGAUAAACAAAAUCGUUCAGCAUUAUAUAUGAAAGAAAUUUCAUCAGAUGGUGAUGUUAGUACAGUCGAUGUUAUUUAUCCAUCAUCACCCUAUUUUCUUUGGUUACAUCCAGAAAUGUUACGUGAUGUUCUUAUACCAGUACUUGCUUACGCUAAUAAUGAAACAGAUAUUCAUUAUAAUUUAGCAUGGGCACCUCAUCAUUUAGGAACUUGGUCAGUUUGUGAUAUUUUACCUGAUGAACAAGAACAAAUGCCUAUGGAAGAAUCAGCAAAUAUGUUAUUAAUGCUUGCUGGUAUUGUUCAAAAACUUAAUAAAGCUGAUUUUCUUCAACCGUAUUGGGAUGUUAUGGAAGUUUGGGCUCAAUAUCUUAAUAGUACAUUACCAGAUCCAGGAAAUCAACUUUGUACAGAUGACUUCGAAGGACCAUCACCACAUAAUUGUAAUUUAGCAUUAAAAGGUAUUUUAGGUUUAGGUGCUUAUGCAAUUCUUUUGAAUUCAACUGGUCAAGCACAGCGUGCUACUACAUAUAUGAAUCAAGCACAAGAUCAUGCUAAUUAUUGGUUAAAAGCAGCACGUGAUGAUCAAAAUUAUCGUCUUCAAUAUGAUUUACCUAAUACUUGGUCACAAAAAUAUAAUCUUAUUUUUCAAUCAAUUUUAUCAUUAAACUUAUUUCCAACAGAUACAGCUAAACUUGAAUCAAAUUAUUAUGCAUCAAAAAUGCUUGAUUUUGGUAUUCCACUUGAUUCACGUUCGAAAUUAACCAAAGCAGAUUGGACAUCAUGGGUAGCUUCAUUUAGUGAUGAUUUGAAAGAAAAAGAUGUUAUCUUUGGUAAAUUAUAUAAAUUCGCAAAUGAAUCACCUGAUCGUAUGCCACUGAGUGAUUGGUAUGAUGCAUCGAAUGGUCAUGUUUUAGGUUUUCGUGCACGACCAGUUAUGGGUGGAAUAUUUAUUCGAGCAUUAUUAGAAAGUCCACUUGUAGAUAACAUUUAUAUUAAAUCGAAACAAUCUUCGAAACGUCAUGGUCGUGUAAAUAAAUGUACGACAUCGUAA
This is a messenger RNA of Adineta steineri, 2100 nucleotides long. NCBI's taxonomy places the organism in Eukaryota, Metazoa, Rotifera, Eurotatoria, Adinetida, Adinetidae. The record is from the annotation of a GenBank genome assembly.